AUGGAAGGGGAAAUUUUAAAUAUUGAUUCACCAAUCAUCUUUGAUGAAUCUAUUGCUAACUAUGAGGUACAUGCGCAGCAACCAUAUACAUCAUCAACGUACAAUAAUAGUGACGAAAUAAGAAUCACUGUGCAAAAUCAGGAUCAUUGCCUUCUUCCAAGCAAAAGUUUGCUUCAUGUAACCGGAAAAGUUGUGAAACCUGAUGGAACAGCUUUAGCGCGCACAAAAUUAGUAUCUAAUGGCAUUUGUCAUUUAUUUGAGGAAGCAAAGUAUGAAUUAAAUGGUGUAGAGAUUGAUAAAAAUAAAAAUGUCGGCCUUACAAGUCUUAUGAAAAAUUAUGUUUCUUUCGAUGCUAGUCAGAGCAAAUUUCUCGAAAAUGUUGGUUGGAUGGAACUUUCUGACGAAGCAAAAUUAACUAAUGAUGAUGGUUAUUUUGAUGUGUGUAUACCGUUAAAUAUGAUUUUUGGUUUCGCUGAAGAUUACCAAAAAAUCAUUAUUAAUGCUAAACAUGAGCUUAUUUUAAUUAGAUCUAGAACUGAUUCAAAUGCAGUUUUACAAGAAGCACCUCUCGAAGAAUUUAAAAUUGUAAUUGAAAAACUUGAAUGGCUGUUGCCAUAUAUAAAAUUGUCAGAUGCACGAAAAUUUAAAUUACUAAAAUAUAUUGAAAGAGAUCCAUCCAUUGCAAUAAGCUUCAGAACUUGGGAAUUAUAUGAAUAUCCCUUGUUACCAGUUACUCCUAAGCAUAUUUGGAGUGUAAAAACUUCAAGUCAAUUAGAAAAACCUAGGUUUAUUGUUUUAGGUUUUCAAAGAAACAGAAAAAGUAAUACUGCUCUAAAUUCAAGUUAUUUUGAUCACUGUAAAUUAUCGGAUGUAAAGUUGUUUUUAAAUUCACAAUGUUAUCCCUACGGUAAUAUGAAUCUUAACAUUGAUAAAAAUCAGUAUUCUACUUUAUAUGAAAUGUUUACUAAUUUCCAAGCGUCUUAUUAUAAUAAAGAAUCUCAACCAAUUUUAACGAAAAAGGAAUUUUUGAGAUACGCUCCUUUAGUUGUAAUAGAUUGUUCCAAGCAAAAUGAGUCAUUAAAAAGUGGACCAGUUGACAUUCGUUUGGAAUUUGAAUCGAAUGAAAAUUUUCCGACAAACACUUCAGCUUAUUGUUUAAUUUUGCAUGAUAGAAUUGUUGAAUAUAAACCAAUAAGCGGAAUUGUGAAAAAAAUUGUGUAA
Leptopilina boulardi is the source of this 1221-nucleotide messenger RNA. RefSeq lists its product as uncharacterized. The coding region runs from base 1 to 1221 and encodes 406 amino acids. The transcript has a single exon. The record is from RefSeq and is a predicted model, not a curated record. Lineage: Eukaryota; Metazoa; Arthropoda; Insecta; Hymenoptera; Figitidae.